AUGGCGAUGCCAUCUUCAAGAGGCUACGUAGCCGGGCCUGUUGGCCCGCGUCAAACCUCGCCGAGUGGUUUUGCGCUAUCUCAGGCCGAAAAGGAAAGGGUGGCAGUGGAGGCCAGGCAAUUCUUGAGGAGCCAGGGCAACAAGCGCUAUGGUAGUUUCCUUCAGGAGUUGAAGCGCCGUGGUGUCACCGUUACCACAUCGGAAGCUGCUGAGCUUUUUCAUCGAGUGGAGCCACUCGUGUUUGGUUCGGCUCAUGCGCAGGCGGCGUCUGCGUAUGGAGGAGCGUCUCCUCCUGUGCCACCCCCAGCAUCUGGCCCCGCUGCGGCCGAGAACGUUUCUAGGAGCCGUGGAAAUCGGUCAGAGUUGACUCGCGAAGCCGUCGAGGGAGCCGAAGAUCCCGAGACCGGAGCCUCGCUCUCCGAGUUGAAGACCUCGUUUUUAAGCGCGAUGGACCCAGAUGUCGAGACGCUAGACGAGUACGAGGUCCGACUUAGUCAGGGAGUCGAGAUGGCGCGAGCCGACUGCCGCGAUGAGGCACUUAGUUACGCCGAAGGUAUGUUGGGUGAGGCUCAGUAUAAGACCGCCUAUGCGUGCUUCCAAAAGUUCGCCACCGAUGCGACGUCCCAAGUCAAGGGACCAGACGUUGUGCUUCGAGGCAUUGGCGCCGGUAUUUCGGGACUCUUGCAGAAGCCGGGAGCGGAUCCUGUACCGAUUCGUCUGGCCGUGUACAAGCACGUCUGCAAUCCUUGCAUGAGAAGGACUGGUUGUGGGAGAACUGUGGUUUGGUGUCCCCAUCUCGCUUUCGUCGUGGCGAUGCUGACACCCCUCAUGGGUCGCGUGCCCGAAGAGGAUGUUGAGAGGAGUCGAAGUUCGGAGCGGAGACAGCAUACUCCCCCUUUGCUGCGGGCGAGACCUGUUCAGAGGGCUCAGCACUUCGACAUGGCCUCCUCCUCGAAUCCCUCCGGUGGAGAGACUGCCGUGUUGGCAAUCCUUCAGGAGAUGCGGAACCAGAGGGAGCAGGAUGCACGAGACCGAGCAGCAGAACUCAAAUCCCUGCGAAGCGAGAAGUCCGUGUUCACGUUUAACUUGAAGGACGACCUGCCCAUUUUUGGGGAUGGUGAUACCGACCUGGAUCGCCAUUUGGAGUCCUUUCAGGACUGCUUGGUCGUGAAGCCCAGUACCGACCGGGAGAAGCUUCGCUUGUUCGCCCGAACCCUUAAAGGCACGCGUCGCCGAUGCUAUGACACCAUCGUUAAGGAGGCGAAGAGCAGCGGUGACUACGAGGUGCGACCAAAUGUGGUGUAUGAUCGGGUAGUGGCGGCGCUGGAUGCAAGUUUCCACGAGUCGGACGAGGCUAAGGCGAUGAAAGCCCGAGCUAAGUAUGACUCGCUGGAUAAGAAGUCCACUGCCUUCCAGGAGUUUCAGGUUUCCCGGCUCGAGGCCCUGACCGAGCUCAAUGCCGCUGGGGUCUACAAGCGCCAGAAGGACCUGCUCUACGACUACCUGCACAAGAUUGGGUCAUACCUCCGCGACGAGGUCUCGCGAGAUCGGCGAUUUUGGCCGUGGAAGCCAGCCCCUGGGAUCCAACAAGAGUUUCGAGGGGUGGAAAGCUGGUCUGAGGCCGCGCUCGCGGCGCGUGAAAUCACUUUGCGUAAGGAUGCGAAUAAGGCCCUGGAGGCGAGCCACAACACUGCCGAGGCGCGGGACUCGAGUCCUAAGAUCAAGGACAGGCGCCAGCGGAAGAAGAAAGGUGGUGGUGAUGGCACCGAGGCCGAUACCUCGCAGGCGCAAGUGAGCUUGCCGAGCGGUGUAGGGGAUGCCAAGUGCAAACAUUGUGGUCACCCUGGCCACAUGGUGUCCUUAAGGUGCCCUCGCAAGGCCGCAGAGAAGAGGGGAGAGAGCGAGCAACUUCUUGCUGAGAGCCAGAGAAACGGCAACGUUUGCCAGCUCUGUGCCGCGGUGGGGAUCAAGGAUGGCACUCACCGAGCCCGACACCAUGGUUUCGCAGCUGCCGACCAGUAUGCCUCUCAAGUUGGCGGCGGUGACAAGAAUGGCAAGGGCAAGGGAAAGGGCAAAGGCUCGGAUGGUAAGGCGGGCCAGGACCAGGACAAGGCCAAGCAGCCCUGCCGCUUGUUCGCCAGCGGGCGUUGUACUUACGGAGACAAGUGUAAGUUCGCUCACGUCAAGGGAGAUGCUGCGCAUCAGCAACAGCAGCAGGAGCCAUCCGGGGCGAAGGCUGCAAAGGCCAAAGCAGCUGCCGCUUCCGACGAGCGAGUUUACCCCUUGUUUGAGGUGCCAGUGGGAUCAGCAGGAGACCCUGUGCCUCUUUACGAUACCUCGCACCAGACUGUGGAGCCCGGUGCCAAAGGCUGGCGCCAUUGGCCGGGGAACAUGAGUAAGCUCCCUGCAGACCGGAAGACCGUGGCUUCCGCGCCCACGCCGGGGUUCAAUGCGCAAACUAAAGUUUCGCGCGGAGGCAUUGAUCUUGUUGCGCUGUUGGAUACCGGAGCCACGUGUGGGUCGAUAGCCGAGUGGUUGUUUGCGGAGAUUUACGAGCGUGUGAGCAUCGACGUUGCCUCAGGCAAGUACAAGUGGGGAGACCGCGAUUGCCCAAUUCGCGAGAUUGGGGAUUUCUCCAAGGAUCCUCAGUCGAUGAUGGGUUUCAAGAAAGGGACUAGCAUCGAGACGCGUUUUUUCGUUGUUUUGCGGUUGGUGUUCACGCCAGUGGGCAAGGGAUCGCCUCAUGUGGCGGCAGUCCGCCUCAAAGUGAUUCCAGCAGACUCCGCAGGUUUUCCAGGGAUUGCGUUGGGAUUCCCGACGCUUGGUCCCAAAGGGCUCCAGCAUCGUGUAGUUGAGUCCGGGCAUCGUUUCGAGAAGCUCGGAAUCACACUGCCGAGACUAGAGCUCGAGCGCGAAACAUUUUUACUAGACGGUACAGAGUGUCGGUUUGAGGCCCCACUCCGUUCUAUGUUAUAUGCCGAGGUCUACCUUGAGGCGGAUCAGUCGGCUGUCGUGCCAGUCACGUGGAUUGGUGCGCCAAAUGGGGUGACGAAGGUCGUGCCUGUGGAAGGUGGGCCCGAAGUCGCCUAUGGGCAUUUCGACCCCGACAUCUGCCGAGAGGGAUCCGUGGUAGCGCACAACGAUUCUCUCCUUCCGCAGCAGUGGGACGUUGGGGAGGUUGUCGCCGCUGGUCAAGCGGUGUUUAAGGAAGCGUGUCCCGAGUGCGGGCUGUUGCCCGAUGCCGCCUAUGGCUCGACCUCUCAAGCCAGAGCGAGGGACACGGUAGAGACUUAUGCCGAUCGCCUUCUCCCUCAGCAGGAUUUUUCCGUCACAGCGUGCGCCGAGUUUCUCCGCGAGUUGCAGCUCGCGUGGGAGGUGCAGCCGCAGUGCGCGCGGCCGGACUGUCGUCGACGGCGCAAUGCGAACGCUGAACGCCGACGAAUGAUCUUCGGAGCAUUCCGCUACGGAGGCAUGACCGGCGUGACAAAUUUGACGCGUUUAUGGCAGGGCACUGCCCGCUACCUGAACAGCUUCGUGAAGCGAAGGUGUGAAGAGCAAGGGACUAGCACCGAGAGUUGGAAUGCUCUGCAGGUGUCCUUCAGUACUGGUAUUGCAAUCCACCGGGAUUCGCAGAACGUCAAGGGCACUCACAACUUCCUGCACUGCAGUGGCAAGUACAAGGGCGGCGAGGUGUGGAUUGAGUCUGCCUCCGCCUUGGCGGCAGACUGCCCGCGCCACGCGGAACCGUCCUUGUGGAAGGACGAAGAGCAUCCCGAGGGUCUUCCGGGCUUGCACGUGUCUUUCCGUAUGAGCGCCGACCUCCAGCGGUGGAUGCGUGGCCUAUCACGCGGAAAGCUUGACGCCGGCGCAGACCUUGUGGCACCCGUUCAGUUUCCGGACUUGCUCCGGCUCACCGCCGACGGGAGCGAGAUCCGGAACCUCUCAGGCCGAAGCAUGCGUUUGGCCGAUGGGCUGAGCAGGUUGUUCGACACGACCUCUGUGCCCCAAGAGCAGGAGAAGAAGAUGCUGGAACGGCUGGAGGAGCGAACGCGCGAGUUGGCUACCGCCCACGCGCGGCUCAAAGACCCGGAUUGCGAUGAUUUCCUUGAGUUUCCGGAGCCGGACCCUUCUCCCAAAGCGGCGUCCAAGGAGGAAGUUGCUCGGGGCGAGGCGCUUGUUGCUGACACAGUACAAGCGACCGCGGAAGCCGCGAGACCUCCGAAGGACCGGGUCGUAGUACCCAGGGUAGCAGCGCUGUAUGCCCCGGCCUACCAGGCCGAGCCAGAUUUGCAGACGCAGUGUGAUCUGGUUGAGGAGGGCUUGCGCACUGCUGGGGUUGAGUCAACCGUUGUGCCCAGCGCCACGUCGUUUGCCGAUGACGACAACGUGGGCUACUGGAUUGAUGCUCGAGCCAGACAGAUGUCCGACACGGUUAGACGACUCCGAAAGCAGAUCCUCACUGGAGUUAUGACCAUGAUCCGUGAGGUAUGCCGGAGAAAGCCGAGGUUGUUGGUCGGAGCACACCAAGGCGCGCUCAUCGUCCUGAUGUGUUCUUUGCCGUUUGUGGUCGAGGCAGCUCUAAGGCAACGGGUGUCGACGGAGUCCGAACUGAUUGAAGCCCGCAACACCUGGGGUGCGAUAGAGGGGUUCGUGUCCAUUGAGCCUUUCUCCCAGGCGCAGUAUCUCGACUGCAACGUGUUGGGUCAGGCAGUGCCGGAAGCUUUUGCGCCGCAGCGCAAGUUGCGACCGAGUGUUUUGGUUGCACCGGCAUCGGCCCAUAAGAAGACUGUCGCGUUUUGGGAUGGACUUACCGAGCAUUUGGGGUUGAACCGAGUGCUCUCACUCGCGGAAGCCAUUCCCUUCAAGGAGGCCCUUGCCUCCGCUUACCCUAAGAGGCUUGAGGCCGAGGGGGUGAAGAAAGCGCAGCUGCAUCGCUGUGGGCUUUGCGGGGGCCCCGAGUUUUCCAACGCCUUGUUCGAGGAGAUGUCGGUGCUACUGGGUAUUCAAGAACGCACUCCGCCGGCUCAUAGGCCGAUGUCUGUGGGUAUGGGUGAAACGGUGCAUCCUCGUGUCUUCGUCGAUGACACCGACCUUGAGUGGCGAUCAGUUGGACUGAUUGUGGGUGGGCAGAGCCCUGCUCCCCUGCCUGGGCCUAAAGGCAAGUUUGGUGCCGUGAUCGCUGGAACCCUGGUGCUGUACCGACCCGAUGCCUCUAAGAAGGAGCUUGUGGUUGGCAAAGUGCUUCAGAAUCUUCGAGACUCGAAAGCAGUUGUGCUGCAGCCCUAUGCUGGCGUGUGGGGUAGCACCCGAGUUCGUUGGAGCCCAGCCCGGGUAAAUCCUGAGACGGUGUCAUACCGGAGCCUCUUCCGUGAGGUGAUGGACCCUGAGGCGGUUGGAGUUCUCGAUGGUGAAGGAGAUGCGCCGGUCCUUGACCAGGCCGCUGCCAAGUGGCAGAGUUAUGCCCAACAGGGGAAAUUCUCCGAGGCGAUCGGCCAGGUUAUCUACGACAAGUGCGAGGCGUUGUGGAUAAAGGACACUCCACAAACGAUGGUCCGUGGAUUUCUCCACGAUAUGAUCACCAAGGGUGAGCCCAUUAGUCAGGCCCCCUUGAUCCGAGGAGGCGAGCACGCUGAAUGGCUCGAGAACGAAAUCGCUAAAGCGUAUUGUCGUGGUCACUACGCAUCGGGAGAAAGCAACUGGGGUAGUCCUGCGUUUCGUGUGUACAGUGGUCAAAACAGGAAGGCUAGAAUGGUCAUUGACUACCGUCGAGUGAACCAGGUCACAGUGAGAGCAAGCUUUGUGAUGCCGGACUCAACGUCCGUGAAACGAGCCUCGGCGGGCAAGCGGACAUUCCGUCGCAAGCUGUUCCGCACUUGGUUCCUCUUCAUUGACGAUGUUCUAGUAGCUACUGGAACCGGGGAUUUCCCGAGUGAAGUGUCGGAGGAUGAGCUGAGCCGAGCCUUGAAGGCUGUGAGUGACCGUGGACGUUCCACGGAGCCCGAACAACCUGAAACUGCGCCCGCUGUGCCUGAGGUUGUUACAAAGAGCAAAACCGGCUCUAUGGCCGCGAUGCCGGGCUCCGUUGUCCAGGACAGUGUUUGCACGUAUGUAGAGUGUAGUGAGCAGUGCAUGAGUUGUUUUGAGCUUCAGCCCACAUGUUUGCGCUCUGGUUACGACCUGUCCCGACAUGUCACUGAUGAGGAAGGCCUUGUAGGCGAAGGUUUACAGCAGGAAUCCCAUUCCCCGACGCCCUGGCUCCAGUGUAGCAUAGAGCUGUGGCGCAGCGGUUCGAGCUGUACUACGAUGGAGCCACGCGAGCUGGCAGAGGCCGCUGCCGCUUUGGCCAGGCGAGCUUCCGCCAUACUGGCCCGGGCGGCUGCAUCCGGCGAUUCCUCUGCAGCAGGAUCUGAGCCGGCCCCUGGGGCCGCGGCAGCUGUUGAUGUGCCGCCGAACGUGGAGCCGUCCGCUGGCGCAGACGAGCUUUUGCCUAAUCCCAUGGGCUUGCCACCCGUGCCAGAGGAGUCACAGGCGAGCAUCGACCAGAUCUUAGCUCAACAAAGGCAAUUGCUUGCUGUGCUACCACCGGUUGCAGAGACCGCGCCGGUGAGCGGUCCUGCCCUGUCUGGAGUUGCAGAGGCAGAUCCGGCCCGCGAUCCCAACCUGUCCGACACCUCAGAUGCGGCAGGUGACACAUCGCUGCCUACAACCGCGGGCGCUGACAGCGCCCACGAUGACCUGUACGCCACCCACGAGGCUCCGGUGCCCGACACCGAGGUGGAUCCGGACCUCGCAGAAGAAGAUGAAGUGGUGCGACGUAUGGGAUUUAACCCUUCGCCUGGCGCAGCUCAGGUGGUUCGUGACCACCGCGCCAAGCGCGCGAGGGAGAGGUCUGCGGGAAGUCGGCAGCCUCCUGGCGAGAGCAUGGAACCCGACGAGGUCACUCCAGAGAAUGCCGUUGGAUUUGCUAGCGAGGCAGACCCGGAUGCGAUGGAGGAAGUUGAGGUGGAUGCUCUGGAGGAAGCCGAGGAUGACCUCGCGGUGGAGGAGGAGCUCGCUGAGGAAGAGGCCAGUGUGCCCGACCUUGAGUUUGUUCCUCUGCACUCCGACGUAGAAGUGGAUCCCCAGGCCCUGGAGGAGGCUGCUCUCGAGGCCAUGGCAGGCGAAACAAUGGGGGAAGAUGCCGCGGUGACAUACCGCGAUGGGUCAGAGCCAUGCAUCUAUUCCCAUAUCAGGUUCAAUGUGUGGCGGGAGCAAGACUGCUGGGUGUCCAGUGGGUUCACCGCGGCACAGUGGGCUGCUUGGCACAAUGGUAUGCGCGAGCCCGAUGACACCCAUCCUCCGGACCCGGCUCCGAUCGAGCGCGCGCAGCAAGCCGCCGCGCACACUGGCGAGGAGGAGGCCGAGUCCGAGGAGGAAGUCAUUGUCGAGGACGAGGCGGACCCUGGCCAUAUGGCGGAGAUCGAGGAAGCAGAGGAGCCGGCUCCCCAGACCUAUGAAAAUCCAUACCCAGCUGCCAAGGCCUGGCGACCUGGCGCGGCGGCUCAAUCAGGCCGUGGCUGUGCCACGAAGGCGGACCAAGCAGGAGACGGACCCGAAGUGAUCCGCUACCUGGGCUUGGCAACGGCCGGCCUGAUCUUUCACCAAGGGGCAGACCUUUGGUUGACGGUAGCUCGCCCGGAGCUGGAAGAAACCGUCACUGCAGUCGCCGGGGAGUUUCGGGCGGGGACCGUGUUGAUAACACGAGUAUGCUGCGUGCUAGUAGUUUCGACAGUGGCACUAGGCGCAUACGUCCUGUACGCCAGGACACUCUGUUCCGCGAAGCAGAUGCUUCGGCGCAGCGGCCAAGAGCCUGAGGCCAAUGUAGAAGCCGAAGGUGCUGUUGUGUUUCGACCGGAACCAGGUUCCGUGUAUUGUCGCACUGGUUUAAGGUUGGGUGAUCUUACGAGUCCAGAGAAUCAAGAGAUCACGAGGAAGAUUGGUUCAGUGCUGGAUUGUAUCGAGGGCAGUGGUCAGGCAGGAGAGGCGAUUGGGCUGAAUAGCGCAGCGCGUGCUAUUGUGCAUCGAGUGUCUGCUGGCCGUGGGUUCUCUCACGAGACUUCCGAAGAUAAGGGCGAAAUGCUUCUUUUCCAUGUUGAGAAAGCACCCUUAAGGAGUCGUGCGCCAGCUGUGACGAUUGCCCCAACUACCCCACGUCGCCUUGCGCUUUCUUUGCCGCCCAGGAGCAGCCGAGAUGCUCCCGCGCUCGAAGGCGCGAGUCCCUCAGUUUCCACCUGUGCCAUCUCCCCAGCCACCGCAGUGUCAGGCGGUACACUGUUUGAGCUUGAGCUGUUGAGAAAGGAGAAUCUCCAGUUACGCAAGGAGCUGGAGCGAUCGGAGGCAAGGACUUCAGGCCUUCAGACGCAGCUCAGAGCGCAGCACGCCCUCCGUCAGGCCUCUCACAAUAAGGCCCCCACGACAGGGUAUGAUGCUAGUGUCGCAUCUGUCACGCUUCUCCCAGACAGCGAAUGGCUCAGCAAGGCUGUUGUGGACCUUACACCGACAGCAGACACGAGCCCAAAGGUGAUCAUGGCUACAGCUUACACGUAUGACUGUGACCAGAUGACACCGGCGCUUUGCGCCGCGGCGGAAGCCGGGGCUAAAGUCCUCUUGCUGGUGGAUGAGAAAAACAGCCGGUCGUGUAAUGACUCGCUGCCACGCCUGCAAAGCUUGAGGGAAUCUGCCGUGGAAGUCCACGUUAUAUCGGGGAGGCCGUUGUCGCUCAUCUACCCCCGACAGACGGGCUGGUCCGGCGCGCUCCACGCAAAAACACUUUUGGUGGACCGUGGGCCAACCACGUGCAUCUACGCCAAUUACACCCGAGCCAGUAGGUGCAAUUUUGAAAUGGUCAUGCGCUAUGAGACAGCUGAAGCCGAGGGAGAUCCUCGCGUAGAGACCUACAAGGCUUGGUUUUCUGACAUGUGGGAUCGUUCUAUCCCUGCGAAGUUGGAUUUCGAGCCGAGGCAUAGGCAUCGCGAGAAAGGACCGCCCAAGGGACCAGAUCGUGGAUCCUCGAGCUGA
Molecule: messenger RNA, 9057 nt
Organism: Symbiodinium natans
Lineage: Eukaryota; Dinophyceae; Suessiales; Symbiodiniaceae
Source: the annotation of a GenBank genome assembly